UGGGCUUGUUCUCUGUUUGGUCAAUUAGUGCAGAAACAAAAGAACAGACUACUUAGUGAAGAAUGCUGUCUGAGGCAUAUCUCAGUGGACUUGCCUACUGGAAUGAUAUCCACUGCAGUUGUACAGCUUACAAUGAGCAGGUGACUGAAGAAAAGGAAGACGAGAGUUCUGUCGCUGCUCUUUCCUAUUCCUCGGUGGAUGAAACACAGGUCAGAAGUCUCUAUGUGAGCUGCAAAUCCUCUGGCAAGUUUCUCUCUCCAGUGCAUUCCAGAGAGAGCCAACGGAGCAUAAGUCAGCGAGUCACAGUGCUGCAGACAAACCCCAAUCCUGCGUUUGAAAUGCCAAACUUAGCCGCAGUUGAAAUAUACAGGGACCCUAGCAGAGAAACCUAUUUAGUGCCACCUUCCUGCAAAAGUAUUUGCAAGAAUUAUAAUGACUUACAGAUUGCAGGAGGCCAGGUGAUGGCCAUUAGCUCAGUGACAACUGAUUUUCCCUCUGAGAGCAGUUUUGAAUAUGGUCCUUUGCUGAAGUCAUCUGAGAUCCCUUUGUCCAUGGAGGAAUCCCUUUCCACUCAGCUCAGCGACUUCCCCCAAAAGCCUAUUCAGCGGCACUCAUCCUACUGGAGAAUAACCAGUAUCAAAGAGAAAAGCAGCCUGCAAAUGCAGAACCCUCUUUCAAAUGCAGUGCUGAACGAAUACCUGGAGCAGAAGGUGGUGGAGUUAUAUAAGCAGUACAUUAUGGACAACAUGUUUCAUGACAGUUCUCCUACCCAGAUCCUGGCAUCUGAACUCAUCAUGACUAAUGUGGACCAAAUUAGUCUUCACGUGUCCAGAGAGAGGAACCUGGAGACUUCAAAAGCCAGGGAUAUAGUCAUCAACCGCCUGCUACAGUUAGUGUCCUCUGAGAUCAGCACGCCUAGUCUCCAUAUUUCUCAGUAUAGCAGUGUGAAUCAGUAG
Molecule: messenger RNA, 956 nt
Organism: Octodon degus (degu)
Lineage: Eukaryota; Metazoa; Chordata; Mammalia; Rodentia; Octodontidae
Gene: Tasl
Product: chromosome unknown CXorf21 homolog
Exons: 2
Coding region: 63-956 (297 amino acids)
Biological process (GO): regulation of toll-like receptor signaling pathway
Source: RefSeq, a predicted model, not a curated record